Salmo salar (Atlantic salmon) is the source of this 4456-nucleotide messenger RNA. Lineage: Eukaryota; Metazoa; Chordata; Actinopteri; Salmoniformes; Salmonidae. The record is from RefSeq and is a predicted model, not a curated record.
ACUGCGCAGCCGCAGCUUCAAUUCGUCCAGACGUGACAACAAACGUUAUCAGCAUUGGAGGAAAUGGGCACAGCAUUGGCAUCUCAAUCAUUUUCAUAAGAUAAACACUUCCAUCAAACCAUCAAAACGCGUUUGCUAUUGUCUCAUAUUAUUUAAUCAUCAAAACUGAGGUCUUAAAAUGCCGAGCAACAAGAUGGACAAAUCUGACAAGCCGGAGGUCAUGGACAACGUGAAAGUGGUUGUGCGAUGUCGACCGCUGAACCAGAAGGAGAGGAGUAUGGGCCACAAGCAGGCCGUCAGUGUGGAUGAGAACCGAGGGACCAUCACCGUCAACAAAUUAGAGACCACCCACGAACCCCCCAAAACCUUCACAUUUGACACCGUGUUCGGACCAGACAGCAAACAGCUGGACGUUUACAAUCUGACAGCCCGCCCCAUCAUAGACUCAGUAUUAGAGGGUUACAAUGGGACCAUCUUUGCGUACGGACAGACAGGGACAGGAAAGACGUUCACCAUGGAGGGAGUGAGGGCAGUGCCAGAGCUCCGAGGAAUAAUCCCCAACUCCUUUGCUCAUGUGUUCGGCCACAUCGCCAAAGCAGAGGGCGACACCCGGUUCUUAGUUCGCGUCUCUUAUCUGGAGAUUUACAAUGAAGAAGUGAGGGACCUGCUCGGGAAGGACCAGAUGCAGAGGCUGGAGGUGAAGGAGAGGCCAGAUGUGGGCGUUUACAUCAAGGACCUGUCUGGUUAUGUGGUGAACAACGCUGAUGACAUGGACAGGAUUAUGACAAUGGGGCACAAGAAUCGCUCGGUUGGCUCCACCAACAUGAAUGAACACAGCUCUCGCUCUCAUGCCAUCUUCACCAUCACCAUCGAGUGCAGUGAGAAGGGCGUGGAUGGAGACCAGCACGUACGCAUGGGAAAACUCCACUUAGUGGAUCUGGCGGGUUCUGAGCGUCAGGGGAAGACGGGAGCGACGGGCCAGCGGCUGAAAGAGGCCACUAAGAUCAACCUGUCUCUGUCCACGCUGGGUAACGUCAUCUCAGCUCUGGUGGACGGGAAGAGCACCCACGUCCCCUACAGGAACUCCAAACUCACCCGCCUGCUGCAAGACUCACUGGGGGGAAACUCCAAGACCAUGAUGUGUGCGAACAUCGGCCCUGCGGACUAUAACUACGACGAGACCAUCAGCACGCUGCGUUACGCCAACCGGGCCAAGAACAUCAAGAACAAAGCCCGGAUCAAUGAAGACCCCAAGGAUGCCCUGCUACGGCAGUUCCAGAAGGAGAUCGAAGAGCUUAGGAAGAAACUCCAAGAAGGGGAAGAGAUCUCCGGGUCGGAGGGCAGUGGAUCAGAAGAGAUGGAUGAAGGAGAUGACGAGGGAAGAGAAGGAGGAGAGGGACGAAGGAAGCGGAGAGGUAGUGGCAGCAGCAUCAGUAGCUCAGACUCCUCUAUAGAGGCACAGACCACUGAGGAGAAACCCAAGGCUCAGACUAAAGACAGAGGGAAGAAGAAGGUUUCUCCUGACAAGAUGGUGGAGAUGCAGGCGAAGAUCGAGGAGGAGAGGAAGGAGCUAGAAGCCAAGCUGGACAUGGAGGAGGAGGAGAGGAACAAGGCCAGGGCAGAACUGGAGAAGAGAGAGAAUGAUCUGCUCAAAGCGCAACAGGAGCAUCACCUGCUGCUGGAGAAGCUGUCAGCCCUGGAGAAGAAGGUGAUCGUAGGAGGGGUGGACCUCCUGGCCAAGGCUGAGGAGCAGGAGAAACUACUGCAGGAGUCUAACAAUGAGUUAGAGGAGAGACGCAGGAGGGCUGAGCAGCUCCGCAGAGAACUAGAGGAGAAGGAGGCGGAGCGUCUGGACAUGGAAGAGAAGUACUCCAGUCUGCAGGAGGAGGCUCAGGGGAAGACCAAGAAGCUGAAGAAAGUCUGGACCAUGCUGAUGGCUGCCAAGUCAGAGAUGGCCGACCUGCAGCAGGAGCAUCACCGGGAGAUCGAGGGCCUGCUGGAGAAUAUCCGCCACCUCAGCAGAGAGCUACGACUGCAGAUGCUCAUCAUAGACAGCUUCAUCCCACAGGAAUACCAGGAGAUGAUUGAGAACUAUGUACAGUGGAAUGAGGACAUUGGGGAAUGGCAGCUGAAGUGUGUAGCGUACACUGGUAACAACAUGAGGAAACAGACCCCCGUGCCGGACAAGAAAGACAAAGAUCCGUUUGAGCUUGACUUGUCCCAUGUGUACUUGGCCUACACAGAGGAGAGUAUGAGACAGUCACUGAUGAAGCUGGAGAGGCCCAGGUCCUCCAAGAGUAGUAGGCCCAAGACUGGACGAAGGAAAAGAUCAGCGAAGCCCGAGGCUGUGAUGGAAUCCCUGCUGCAGUGAGAGAGCCAAUCAGGGCUGGAGCCCCAUGUACUGCAAUGAAUCUACACUACUUUACUUUAGAAUUAACAACAGCAGUCAAUGAAUCUACACUACUUUACUUUAGAAUUAACAACAGCAGUCAAUGAAUCUACACUACUUUACCUUAGAAUUAACAACAGCAGUCAGUAUGAGUCUACACUACUUUACAUUAGAAUUAACAAGAACAGCAGUCAAUGAAUCUACACUACUUUACAUUAGAAUUAACAACACAGUCAGUCAAUGAAUCUACACUACUUUACCUUAGAAUUAACAACAGCAGUCAAUUAAUCUACACUACUUUACCUUAGAAUUAACAACAGCAGUCAGUCAAUGAAUCUACACUACUUUACCUUAGAAUUAACAACAGCAGUCAGUUAAUGAGUCUACACUACUUUACAUUAGAAUUAACAAGAACAGUCAGUCAAUGAAUCUACACUACUUUACAUUAGAAUUAACAACAACAGUCAGUCAAUGAAUCUACACUACUUUACCUUAGAAUUAACAACAGCAGUCAAUGAAUCUACACUACUUUACUUUAGAAUUAACAACAGCAGUCAAUGAAUCUACACUACUUUACCUUAGAAUUAACAACAGCAGUCAGUCAAUGAAUCUACACUACUUUACAUUAGAAUUAACAACAGUCAGUCAAUGAAUCUACACUACUUUACAUUAGAAUUAACAACAGCAGUCAAUGAAUCUACACUACUUUACCUUAGAAUUAACAACAGCAGUCAGUCAAUGAAUCUACACUACUUUACCUUAGAAUUAACAACAGCAGUCAGUCAAUGAAUCUACACUACUUUACCUUAGAAUUAACCACAGCAGUCAGUCAAUGAAUCUACACUACUUUACUUUAGAAUUAACAACAGCAGUCAAUGAAUCUACACUACUUUACUUUAGAAUUAACAACAGCAGUCAAUGAAUCUACACUACUUUACCUUAGAAUUAACCACAGCAGUCAGUCAAUGAAUCUACACUACUUUACUUUAGAAUUAACAACAGCAGUCAGUCAGUAAUCGAACAUGAAGAUCUUUAUUGUCGUUAUUUAAAAAGAUUUUCUUAAUACACUGUAUAGCCAAGUAAGGUUUUAAAUGUGAAGGGAGGCGAGGAAACGGUUGGUCGGUCGGUCAAGGAGGGAGGGAGCAAGCAGUAGAAACUGUACUCUAGGAUUUAGGUUUGCGUCCCAAAUGGCACACCCUAUUCCCUAUUUAGUGCACUACUUUUGACCAGAGCCCUAUGGGAUACCCUAUGAGCCCUGGUCAAAAGUAUUGCACUAAAUAGGGAAUAGGGUGUCAUUUGGACCUGCCCCUUAGACUGCUCAAGUCAAGGGGACCUUGUAUUAUAUUAAGGGGAGGCUUGUUGAGAAUAGUCAGCUUAAUGUUGAGUCUUAAUGUAGUCAUCGAGCACAGUUCAGUGGGCAACACACAAUGUCCCAAAUGAAACCCUAUACCCUUUAUAGUGCAUUACUUUUGACCAGGGCUCAUAGGGUGUCCCGUAGGGCUCUGGUCAAAAGUAGUGCACUAAAUAGGGAAUAGGGUCACAUUUAGGACAUAGGAGAAUACGAAUAAAAAUAAUAAAAAAUAACUAAAAAACGAAUACAUUUGCACAAUGAGCGCUUAUCUCUAAAAUACAUCUUUACAGUUGUUGGUUAGCUAGCGUAUUUUCGCCAUAUUAGCAUGGAUGUGACAUCAGUCGAAACACCUCAAAAUAAAACGUGAUAUUAAUAACAAGAUACAACAAGCUGAUAUCAGCCUCCUACGAUUCCCCACGUGGCAGCUUCUUGUCAGCUAUCUGACUGUUCAGAAUCAUAAUACCACACGGACUUCUGCCUUAUCGACGCACAUAUCAGUUAGUCAGCUAACCUGUCUAUAUAGUAGUGCUAUUUGCCCAUUAAACACUAACUAAGCCAUUUAUUGUCACGCUUUGAUUUCUUCCUUUUCAUCUCAUCGUUCAUGGUGUAUUGUAGUGGAAGCAAAGUGUCUUUAUUUUGGAAUAUACUGUAUUUCAAAUGUUUACAUCUACUGAGCCCCCCCUGUAUUUUAGUAAUUUAUUAAAUUAUUGCACAUG